Molecule: messenger RNA, 1182 nt
Organism: Penicillium olsonii
Lineage: Eukaryota; Fungi; Ascomycota; Eurotiomycetes; Eurotiales; Aspergillaceae
Source: the annotation of a GenBank genome assembly
AUGGCUACCCGCAAGUGCGCCGCUGUUGUUGUCGGUGCUGGCCCGGCUGGCGUGGCGGUGAUGGGCAAUCUUCUGGAGCGACAGCUAGGAUCUAUCGCCUGGAUUGACCCCAACUUCACGGCUGGCCGAGUCCACGCCAAGUACCGCGAGGUCCCUAGCAACACCAAGGUGUCCCUGUUCCAUGCAUUCGCAACAGCCACACAGCCAUUCCAGAAAAUCGUCGACAGCUCCCGCUCACCAAACGCCUUCACUGCUCUGUCUCAGCUCGACCAGGAGAAAACAUGUGCCCUAAGCUAUGCGGCGGACAUGAUCCACGGGUUGACCGACGGCCUGAUGAAAAUGGAACAAGUCCAUGCAUUCCGAGGCUUUGUCGCAGCCGCCAACCUCAAUGAACAGGCUGAAUGGACGAUCCGAGUCAGACAGCAAGGCUCACCUGACCUGAACAUCGAGACCACCCGCCUGAUUCUCUGCACAGGCGCCCACCCCACCAAUGUCCCAGUCCCUGUUCCCGGACUGAACAUCCAGCGCUUGGACCUUGACUUAGUGCUCAAGCCUACUGAGCUAGCACAGACCCUCGAGGACAAGCCUCUCACCGUAGCCAUCGUCGGUGCCUCCCACAGUGCCAUCCUCGCCAUCCUCAACUUCAUCCAGCUUGCCAACACCACUCACCCCAAUCUCCGCAUCAAGUGGUUCACCCGCCACCCUCUCCGCUAUGCCGAGUACAAAGACGGCUGGAUCUUGCGCGAUAACACCGGCUUGAAGGGCUCCGCUGCGGAAUUCGCCCGCGAACAGCUAGAAGAUGACAAGCUUCCUGUUUCCGAUGCCGGCAAGGUCCUGACUAAGGUCGACUGCGCUGGUGGUCGGGAUAUCGAAUCUGCCCAAUAUCAGAAGUACCUGCCUGAAUGCGACUACAUUGUCCAGGCAGUCGGAUACACCCGUGAUCCAUUGCCACAGUUGACUCGUAACAACACCCCCCUUGCUAUGGAGUUCGAUCACGAUACUGGUGCCUUCCACGAACCGGGCCCUGGCCCUGUUAUCUCGGGAUUGUACGGCGCUGGCAUUGCGUUCCCUGAGCGGGUUGUUGAUCCUCAUGGCAAUGUCGAGUAUGCGGUUGGUUUCUUCAAAUUCAUGAAGUUCUUGAAGCGUGUUGUUCCCUCUUGGGUUAAGGGAGUUCAGGGUUAG